AUGACCAUUGCCUUUUCUAUAUUUGGUUGUUACACGGCAACACAAGAUAACAAAUGCUAUGAUAAUAAGCUGUUUUCAAAAGAUAUUGGCUGUUAUGCAAUAACAACAGGUAAUUCAUUACAUGGCCUGACUGAUGUCAAGACUGAUGCUCUGACUGGUGCCCUGACUGAUGCCAUGACUGAUGCUUUGACUGAUGCUUUGACUGAUGCUUUGGCUGAUGCCCUGACUGUUGCCCUGACUGAUGCCCUGACUAGUGCCCUGACUGGUGCCCUGACUGAUGCCAUGACUGAUGCCCUGACUAGUGCCAUGACCGAUGCCCUGACUGAUGCCCUGACGGUAUACUCCCUGAAUGGUGUCCUUACUGAUGCCCUGACUGGUGUCCUGACUGGUGCCCUGACUGGUGUCCUGACUGGUGCCCUGACUGACGCCCUGACUGAUGCCCUGACUGAUGCCCUGACUGGUGCCCUGACCCCUGUCCUGUCCGAUGCCCUGACUGGUGUCCUGACUGGUGCCCUGACUGACGCCCUGACUGAUGCCCUGACUGAUGCACUGACUGAUUCCACAACUGGUGCCCGGACUGGUACCCUGACUGAUGCCUUGCCCAAUGCCCUGACCGGUGCCUUGUCUGAUGCUCUGACUGAUGCCAUGAGUGAUGCUUUGUCUGGUACCCUGACUGAUGCCCUGACUGAUGCCCUGACUAGUGCCCUGACUGGUGCCCUGACGGGUGUCCUGUCUGAUGCCCUGUCUGAUGACCUGACCUGUGUCCUGACUGAUACCCUGACUGGUGUCCUAACUGGUGUCCUGACUAAUGCCCUGACUGAUUCACUGACAGGUGCCCAGACUGGUACCCUGACUGAUGCCCUGACUGAUUCCCUGACUAGUGCCCUGACUGAUGCCCUGACCGGUGUCCGGACUGAUGCCCUGACUGGUGCCCUGACUAGUGUCCUGACUGAUGUCCUGAAUGGUGUCCCGACUGACGCCCUGACUGGUGUCUUGACUGGUGCCCUGACUGGUGACCUGUCUGAUGCCCUGACCGGUGUCCUGACUGAUGCCCUGACUGGUGUCCUGACUGCUGUCCUGUCUGAUGCCCCGACCGGUGUCUUGACUGAUGCCCUGACUGGUGUCCUGACUGAUGCCCUGACUGGUACCCUGACUGGUGUCCUGUCUGAUGCCCUGACUGGUGUUCUGACUGAUGCCCUGACUGAUGCCCUGACCCCUGUCCUGUCUGAUGCCAUGACUGGUGUCCCGACUGAUGCCCGGAUUGAUGCCCUAAAUGGUGUCCUAACUGAUGCCCUGACUGAUGUCCUGACGGUGCCCUGA
This is a messenger RNA of Saccoglossus kowalevskii, 1320 nucleotides long. RefSeq lists its product as uncharacterized. The record is from RefSeq and is a predicted model, not a curated record. Lineage: Eukaryota; Metazoa; Hemichordata; Enteropneusta; Harrimaniidae.